CAUCAUCAUAGUAGUAACAUCAAACACAACUACAAAAGAUUAAUGAGUGGUGCUGGGAACAUGUCUGAUAAUAAGGAUCCGGGUAUCAUGCUCUUUGGCAUGAAGAUUCCUUUGCCGGAAUUUCAGAUUCCAGCCAGCUCUCAAAUGGGUUGUCAAAUUCAGGCAAACUUUGCAGCCAUGAAUUCUUGCAGCAACCUGAAGAAGACAGAAGUAGAAACUCAAUCUGCUCAAAACUCUGAGCAAGAAAAGAAUACUUGCGGAUCAAGCUACAGCAAACAAGAAUCCAAGAACACUGAGGAAGGAAAUGAGGAGAGUAGUAACACAGAUCAAGAAAGAAGUUUCAAGAAGCCAGAAAAGAUUCUUCAGUGUCCACGCUGCAACAGCUUGGAGACAAAGUUUUGUUAUUUCAACAACUACAAUGUCAAUCAACCGCGGCACUUCUGCAAGAACUGUCAAAGAUAUUGGACUGCUGGUGGCACGAUGAGGAAUGUUCCGGUCGGAGCCGGAAGGCGGAAGAAUAAGCAUCUGGCCUCUCAAUUCAGACACAUAAUAGUAUCGGAGGGAACUCCGGCCGCAAGGUUAGAACCAAGAGAAGAUUCAUCUGGUAACAAUGGUUCUGUAUUGAAAUUUGGUCCAGAUGUUCCUCUCUGUGAAUCCAUGGAGUCAAUGCUUAGUCUUCGAGAUCAGAAGCCAAAUGUUGAUGCAGCAAGCUCAGCGAAUUCUUAUUUUCAAAAUGAAUCGUUAGAACAAAAGUGUUACUCUAUUCCUCAAUUUUCUUGGAAUCCGGGUUGGAAUAAUGGUGGUUCUCCGGUGCCUUUGACUUUUCCGGCAACGAUGAGGGGAGUUCCAACCAUUUCGCCACCGAAUAUUCCGUUGCAAUUUGUUCCUGGAAGUUUCUGGAACAGAACACAAGUGUGGCCUUCACAAACCGCCGCAGUUUCAAUAGGAUCCAACGGUUGUCUUUCACCCUCUUCCUCUACUACAAGUAACAGUUGCUGCUCCGGCAAUGGCUCUCCGACGCUCGGAAAACACACCAGAGAUAGUAAUGUCUUCAUUGACGACGAGAAAUCGGAGAUAUGUGUUUUGGUUCCAAAGACACUUAGAAUUGAUGGCCCAAAUGAGGCUUCAAGAAAGCACUUGUAUGAAUCAGAAAAUGGUGUUUCGAAAAAGGUCGAACAAAAAGGACAAGGCAAAGAGCGUGUAUUAGGUGUGUCUCAAAUCUUGGAAGCUAACCCUGCAGCAGUUUCUCGUGUUCAUGCAUUUCAAGAGAGCACACAAUGAGUUCCAGCUUUCAUUCAGCUGCGUU
Arachis duranensis is the source of this 1306-nucleotide messenger RNA. Its product is annotated as cyclic dof factor 3. The coding region runs from base 43 to 1281 and encodes 412 amino acids. Lineage: Eukaryota; Viridiplantae; Streptophyta; Magnoliopsida; Fabales; Fabaceae. The transcript has 2 exons. The record is from RefSeq and is a predicted model, not a curated record. Gene Ontology annotation, biological process: regulation of DNA-templated transcription. Gene Ontology annotation, molecular function: DNA-binding transcription factor activity; DNA binding.